Meriones unguiculatus (Mongolian gerbil) is the source of this 5080-nucleotide messenger RNA. RefSeq names its product forkhead box J2 (gene Foxj2). NCBI's taxonomy places the organism in Eukaryota, Metazoa, Chordata, Mammalia, Rodentia, Muridae. The record is from RefSeq and is a predicted model, not a curated record. Gene Ontology annotation, cellular component: nucleus. Gene Ontology annotation, molecular function: RNA polymerase II cis-regulatory region sequence-specific DNA binding; DNA-binding transcription factor activity, RNA polymerase II-specific. Gene Ontology annotation, biological process: regulation of transcription by RNA polymerase II. The transcript has 11 exons. The coding region runs from base 875 to 2596 and encodes 573 amino acids.
CGGGACCCUGCUGCCCAGGCCGGGCGGGCGGGCGGGGAGCGGGAGUGCGAGGACCCCGCCCUCGGGGCACCCGGCGCCGGGACCUGCCCCCCUCCCGUGGGAGGGAGGACCCUCCCUGCUCCCGGGACAGCCAGGGGAGAUCGCCGCGGGGUACGCGGCUGUCCCACCCACGCCGGCUCUGGAGGAGACCCCCAGAAGUCGGCAAGGGUGCCGGGACCCGGAGGACCCGCAGUGAGACCGCCCUCACGCCUCAGCGCACUCCAGACAGUUCGGGACUUUGGAGGCAGAGAGGAAGGCAGCCGUGCCCACGGUGGAGGAGGCACCCCGCAUCCCACCCAGGACUCGCCGCGGAGAGGCGUCCUGACACGCACAAGCCAGGACCCUCCGGGGAGCCGUCGGGAAUCGGUUCCACUUGGCCUGAAGGGUGGAAGACCUCGCCCCUCAACUUGCGUGCACCUAGACAGUGGACCCGGGCAGAGCCCCUGCGCUCGCAUCUGCAGCGGACAGAAAGAGCCCUCGGCCCCUGAAAGAUCUACUUUGGGGGAGAAGGGGAUUCCCCCAAGGGGGAGGAGACAGCUCCUGGUUGGGAGAGGCUCCUCCCCUCCUCCCUAGGGUAGCAGGCAGGGUGUGGGGGGUGUGCCAGCUUCCCCAGGUAGGUCCUCCCUCUCCCCCUCCUCCUCCUUCGACUCCUCUUCCUCAGGGGACUCGGUUCCCCGCUCCAGCUUGGGAGGCUCCGCCAGGCACUGGAAGAGGCACUGAGGAUGCGACCUGUCACCCGCCUCUGAAGAGGGGAAUCCCUGCAACUUCAAACUUCUGUCGCAGGUGGUUUCCUCCGGUGACCGGGGGAACCUUGGAGACAGAACCCGGAAGUGCCAUGGCCUCCGACCUGGAGAGCAGCCUCACCUCCAUAGACUGGCUGCCGCAGCUGACUCUCCGCGCCACCAUCGAGAAGCUGGGGAACGCUUCUCAGGCUGGGCCUCCAGGGGGCAGUCGGAAGUGCUCUCCGGGCUCCCCCACAGAUCCUAAUGCCACCCUCAGCAAGGACGAGGCGGCGGUCCACCAAGACGGCAAGCCACGGUACAGCUACGCCACCCUCAUCACCUAUGCCAUCAACUCUUCCCCGGCCAAGAAGAUGACUCUCAGUGAGAUCUACCGCUGGAUCUGCGAUAACUUCCCCUAUUACAAGAAUGCGGGCAUCGGCUGGAAGAAUUCCAUUCGACACAACCUUUCUCUUAACAAGUGUUUCCGGAAGGUGCCCAGACCUCGGGAUGACCCUGGGAAGGGCUCCUAUUGGACGAUUGAUACCUGCCCCGACAUUUCCCGGAAGAGAAGACACCCUCCCGAUGAUGACCUAUCCCAAGACUCCCCGGAACAGGAGGCCAGCAAAAGCCCCCGGGGAGGUGUUCCGGGGGGUGGAGAAGCCUCCCUGUCUCAUGAGGGGAACCCUCAGAUGCCACUGCAGAGCCCCUCCUCCAUGGCCAGCUACAGCCAGGGCCCGGGGUCCGUGGAUGGUGGAGCGGCAGCAGCAGGGGCGCCGGGCCGGGACAGCACAGACGGCGGGCCUCCCCUCUACAACACCAGCCAUGACUUCAAGUUCUCCUACUCAGAGAUCAACUUUCAGGACCUAAGCUGGUCCUUCCGCAACCUCUACAAGUCCAUGCUGGAGAGGUCCACCUCGCAGCACGGCUUUUCCUCACUCCUGGGAGACAUGCCACCUUCUAACAGCUACUACAUGUAUCAGCAGCCGCAGCAGCAGCAACAGCAGCAACAGCAGCAGCCGCAACCACCACCACCACCGCAGUCUCAGCCACCACCCCAGCAACCACAACAACAGCAGCAGGCACCCACUCAGGGCCCCGCAAACGUAGGGGGCGCCCCUCCACUGCACACCCCAAGCCCUGAUGGCUGUACUACACCAGGGGGAAAACAAGCUGGAGCUGAAGGCUACGGCCCCCCCAGUGUGAUGGCCAUGCACCCUCCCGCGCUGCAGCAUGGGGGCUACCACCCUCAUCAGCACCAUACCCACUCCCACCCUGCCCAGCAGCCACCCCAGCAGCAGGCACAGGGCCAGGCACCCAUCAACAGCACUGGCUUUGCCUUUCCUUCAGACUGGUGCUCCAACAUCGACUCCUUAAAGGAGAGCUUCAAGAUGGUGAACCGGCUCAACUGGUCCAGCAUCGAGCAGUCCCAGUUCUCAGAGCUGAUGGAGAGUCUACGGCAGGCAGAGCAGAAGAACUGGACCCUCGACCAGCAUCACAUCGCCAACCUGUGUGACUCCCUCAACCACUUCCUCACCCAGACUGGUCACAUGCCCCCACAAGGGGCCUCCCACCGACCACCUGCCCCUUCCCGCAUCACUGACUCCUGCGCCCUCACCAGUGGCAAACCGGAGCCAUCCAUGAACCAAGUGAACUCUUAUGGACACCCACAAGCCUCCCAUCUCUACCCUGGCCCAGCACCGAUGUACCCAAUCCCCACCCAGGACUCAGCAGCAUACAAUCGCCCAGCACACCACAUGGUUCCUCGGCCCCCGGUGCCCCCUCCUGGUGCCAGUGAGGAGAUUCCUGAUGACUUCGACUGGGACUUGAUCACUUAGUGAGCAGAGUGGACUUCUGCCCAAGGCCUGUGGUGAAGAGCGGUCCCUGCCCAUCCUGUACAUAGAUCUAAGCUUCUCUCUGCUCUCUCUGUCAGAGAAGCCACCGCAAAGAUGCUGCCGAGGAUAAUCCUCCUUUCCUCCUCCUUCGCUGUUGCCCUCCUGGUUCAUUAUUAUUCUAAUUAUAUUAUUAUUAUUGGUUAUAUACUGCCCAGGCUGCUGCCCUCUUGCCAUGGGCUAUGCCCUCCCUUUGCCCAUUUCAAGUCUUCAGGCUGUAAACCGAGGCCGUGACAGCUAUAGAGAAAGGUUUCACAUUCUCGUUCGCCCCUCUCUCUGAGAAACAGAGUGCUAAUCCCGCCUUUCAGCUCUAAAUUGUGUUCUGUCCCUGUCUGUUUCGGGCUGGCCUGGAGAGGCCUCAGCAAGUAGAGGCGGGGGGGGGGGUGUCUAAGACACUGCUUGGCAGCCAGGACGUUACAGUCUCACCCAACGGUGCUAAUGGUGUCCUCUGAGCUCUUCCUUUACACACGCAAUCUUUACUUUUCCUGGCAGUGCCCUUCCUCAUGAAGGGCUGAGGAGGCUGCCGUGGGGAAGGGAUGGGGAAAAAUCAGCAUGAAGUUGGGCGUGCACUGCCAUCUCUGCCAGGUCGGAGUGUCGCUGGCUUCUUCCUCGCAGAUGCUCUCAGGAGGUUUGCUGGUUUGGUAGGGUGUGAGAACCACUGUCCAUCAUAUGUUCAGUGUCUUGGAAACAGUUUCAACUUAAAGCAUUUUGGCUUUGGAAAAGUAACUCUUUCUGAGAAAUAACUGUGGCUAUUGCUGCAUAUGUAAAUUAUCUUCCAUCAUCUUUUCUCCUUCAGCAAAUACUAUUUUGUCUUCCCAUAGCUGUUUGUCCAAAUCAUCCACCUGUCUCAUUUUCUUCUCCCUUUGUCUGGGAUUCUCAAAAGACAAAAGAAAGCCAUUCUCACUCCUAGUUUCCUCAUGGCCUAGAUAUGCUAUGGAAACCUCUUUCCUACCUGUCAUAGCAGACUCAGAGUGCUGCUGACAGGAGGGUAGGGAGAGGAAAGGGAUAGACUUGGGUAGAGAAGGGGUCACAUGUUUAACCUCACAGGGAGAUGCUUCUCUUGAAAUCCCUAUCGGUGGGAUUGACGCUUCUGAUUUUGACAGGCAAUGAAAACUGGAAGGAAAGAAAUAAUAUAGAGAACAGGGUUCAGUGAUGGCACAGGGCGGUCCUAGGCGGAGGGAUGAGCAAUCUCCAUUAACAGUAAGUAGCCAUGAUUUACUGCUGUAGAGUUCUUAGUGAGUGUGUUUGUUGAAUUUGACGUAAGAGAGGGAAGACCAAUUUUACUUCCACUUUAUCUUCACUAAAUUUUCUGAAGUGGACAAAAUAUAUAGCUUAGACAAGGCCAAUCUCUUUGUGGUUUCCGAUUUUUGUGACACUCUUUUAUUUAUCCACGAUUUCUAAGAUGCUGGGCUUCCCAUUCUCGUUUCCCCUUCAUCAAGCUCUUCCCUUUCUUUCGAAGGGGGUUCAUGUAUGAGAUUGUUGAAGCCCAAUGAAGCUAAGUAAAAGGGCAACAAGAUAGGGCAGGUCACUGAAGAGCACUUUAUUUCUUUGAAGCCUUGGUAAGGAGAAGAAAAGGGAGUAUAAAAAAAGAGUGCUCUCCACUACAGUGUGUGAUGGUACUGGAGAGCCUGUGUAGGGGCUGAGCGUGAUGUAAUAUUUCCCACUGGGGAGAGGAGUGUCCCCCUAGAGGGUAGCACACACCUCUGCCCCGUGGCCAUUUAGACAUCUCUUCCUUGUUCCUUCCAUUCGGGUGUAUGUUCUACCCCGCUUCCCUUUGGUUCUCUCAAGAUGCCGCCUUAGCAGAAUACCACUCCUCUUUUCUAAACAUCUUUUCUGGUCAGAUCUGCACGAGGGUGGGGUGGAGAGACCGAGUCAGACACCCCUGGCUCCUUCAUGUCUCGAGAACCAGUCUCCCUGGUGGGCAGCCAGAGCAGCUGACCUGUGGGCAGCCGGAGACUGGAGAGUGGCCUUAGGCCCCCUGAGGUUCCCGUUCUCCUCCACCAGGUGUUGGCUUGAGAAUGGCGCAGGACAAGCCCAACUCCCUUUGGGCCUCAGUUUCCCAUCCCCUCUGUGAAAUGGAAAGAAAACUACUUAAUUUUGUUGGUCCGGUGUUGCUGGACAUGAAGUAUAGUCAUUGUUGUUGUCUUGGGUGAUGUGUGCAAAAUUGUAGCGUCACUGCCUAUAAGAGGAAAUAAGGGAAAAGGCAGAGGAGAAGGACAAAAGGAGAAAUCAUUUGGUAUUGAUCCACUUAUCCUAGGCUUCCUUUCCUCAUGUUUCUGGUUUGGUGAGUUCUUUAUACCACCCAUAAUGCUUUGCAUUGGUGCAGGCUGGGAAGGGGGUGUAUGGGCUCACAACUUUUUUUGUUUGUUUGUUUGUUUGUUUUUUGUUUUUGCAUGCUUUCUUAAUAAAAAAAAGAAAAAAAGAAAAGAA